AUGACGACCUUUACCAAAUUGGAAGAUCAUGAGACGCCUCUCAUCUCUGUGCACCCAGCAAGGCGCAUUUCCAAGAUCAACCCGAACAUUUAUGCUGGCUUUACUGAGCAUAUGGGACGGUGUAUCUAUGGUGGCAUCUAUGACCCCGGAAACCCGUUAUCGGAUGAAAAGGGAUUCCGCAAAGACGUCCUGGAGGCGUUGAAGGGGCUCAACAUUCCCGUCGUUCGGUACCCCGGCGGCAAUUUCUGCGCGACAUAUCACUGGCUUGAUGGCGUUGGUCCUAAAAACCAACGGCCAGCGCGACCAGAGCUAGCAUGGCUCGGAACCGAGACGAAUCAAUUUGGCACUGAUGAAUUCAUGCAAUGGUGUGAGGCUCUCGGAACGGAGCCAUACCUUUGCUUCAACUUUGGUACCGGCACCUUGGAUGAAGCCUUGGGUUGGGUUGAAUACUGCAAUGGAACUGGCAACACUUACUAUGCCAAUCUAAGACGAAAAAAUGGCCGUGAAGAGCCCUACAAUGUCAAGUACUGGGCCCUUGGAAACGAGUGCUGGGGUCCCUGGCAGGUAGAGCAGAUGACCAAAGAAGCAUACGCUCACAAGGCUAUUCAAUGGGCCAAAGCUCUCAAACUCCUGGAUCCCACCCUCAUCUUGAUUCUCUGCGGUCAAGAUGGUACUGCUUCCUGGGAUUACUACACACUAAACCAGUGUCUUGUGCCUGCUCACUCCGCAUUAUCAACCAGCUCCGUUCCCUUGAUUGACAUGCACAGCAUCCAUCUCUACACAUCCUCAUCAUCCCAUCUGCACAACGUGACAGCACCACUGGCAGCCGAGCGCGCAAUUGAAAUCACAUCUGCCUUGAUCGAUCUUGCCAGGGUAGAGAACAAAGUGCCCCCGGAGCAACUUCGCCCGACAAUCUGCUUCGAUGAGUGGAACGUCUGGGAUCCAAUCCGUGCAGAGGGAAGCCAAGGCGCCGAAGAGAACUACACCCUCUCCGACGCACUCGCAGUUGCCGCCUGGCUGAACGUCUUUGUCCGAAAGAGCAAGGAUGUCAGCAUGGCAUGUAUCGCGCAGACUGUGAACGUCAUUUCGCCCUUGAUGACCAGCCCAGAAGGAAUCACCAAGCAGACCACCUGGUGGCCACUUUGGUUAUUCUCGCGCUACAUGCGUGGCUGGACAGUUGCAAGUCAUGUUUCUUGUGGGACAUACGACGGUGAGACCACUCCCCAGUGGAUUCGAAGUGCCAAGGAGACGCCCUGGUUGGAUGUUAGUGCUACUGUCGGGGAUGACGGGUUUGUCAACGUUGCUGUGGUGAAUAUUCACGACACUCAAGAUUUGGAAAGUCGGGUUGAGGGAGCCCAGGGAGAAGUUACUGUCUUUACGGUCACUGCGAGCGAUUUGGCCGUGACGAAUAUGAAGGGCAAGGAAGAAGUGGCGAUCCAGGAGUCAACCUGGAAUGGAAAUGGGUCGUAUGUGUUCCCGCGACACUCGCUUACUCUGCUACGGUGGAAGGCUGAGUGA
This is a messenger RNA of Penicillium digitatum Pd1, 1518 nucleotides long. Its product is annotated as alpha-N-arabinofuranosidase. Gene Ontology annotation, biological process: L-arabinose metabolic process; polysaccharide catabolic process. NCBI's taxonomy places the organism in Eukaryota, Fungi, Ascomycota, Eurotiomycetes, Eurotiales, Aspergillaceae. Gene Ontology annotation, molecular function: alpha-L-arabinofuranosidase activity. The record is from RefSeq and is a predicted model, not a curated record.